Xyrauchen texanus (razorback sucker) is the source of this 3194-nucleotide messenger RNA. RefSeq lists its product as uncharacterized. The record is from RefSeq and is a predicted model, not a curated record. The transcript is spliced from 7 exons. Lineage: Eukaryota; Metazoa; Chordata; Actinopteri; Cypriniformes; Catostomidae. Gene Ontology annotation, molecular function: GTP binding. The coding region runs from base 33 to 2687 and encodes 884 amino acids.
AACAACACUGGGAAUUUUAUACAACAACAACAAUGACUUCAACACAUCAAGUAUCUGAUCUGAGGAUCAUUCUAUUGGGUAAAACUGGAUCUGGAAAGAGUGCAACAGGAAACACCAUCCUGGGCAGAGACGCAUUUGAAGUGACAGAUUUUGUAAAAUCAACCAAUAAAAUGUGUGAGAAACAAGAAGCAUCGGUGAGUGGAAGGACCAUCUCAGUGAUUGACACUCCAGGACUGUUUAAUACAUUAAUGACAGAAGAUCAGCUGAAGGCUGAAAUAACGGAGUGUAUGCAUAUGAAUAUUUCUGAUUCUGGUCCUCAUGUGUUUCUGCUGGUGAUCAAACUGGGAGUGAGAUUCACGAAAGAGGAGAGGGACACUGUGCAGUGGAUUGAGAAGAACUUUGGAAAAGAUGCUUCAAACUACACAAUCAUUCUGUUCACUCACAUUGAUCUGCUAAAGGGGAAAUCUUUACAUGAGUACAUCAGGAAAAGCAACUAUUUACCAAAAAUAGUUGACAGUUGUGGUGGCAGAUAUCACUCAUUCAACAAUGAGGACAAAAGCAAUCAAGGUCAGGUCACAGAACUGUUUAAAAAGAUUGAUACAAUGAUGAAGAAACAUGGAAUGAGGCAUUACACACCAGAGAUGUUUAGAAAGGCUCAGUCACAAACUGUUCAUGGAAUAUCAGGGAAGAUUAUAGCAGUAUGUGCUGUAGCAGUAGUAGCAGCAUUUUUAGCAACUCUAUGUGUAGGAAAACCAAAAAUACUUUCAGGAAAAGAAACAGCAUUAUUAAUUGGAAUGCCAGGUCAUAUAACAGCAGCAGCAGGAGGUGCCGCAGCAGCAGCAGGAGGUGUGGCUGCAGGAGGAGCUGCAGCAGCAGGAGGUGUGGCUGCAGGAGGAGGUGCAGCAGCAGGAGGUGUGGCUGCAGGAGGAAUAGCAGCAGCAGGAGGUGUGGCUGCAGGAGGAGGUGCAGCAGCAGGAGGUGUGGCUGCAGGAGGAGCAGCAGGAGGAGCAGCAGCAGGAGGUGUGGCUGCAGGAGGAGGUGCAGCAGCAGCAGGAGGAGCAGCAGCAGCAGGAGGUGUGGCUGCAGGAGGAGGAGCAGCAGCAGGAGGUAUGGCUGCAGGAGGAGGUGCAGCAGCAGGAGGGGCCACUGCAGGAGGUGCCGCAGCAGGAGGUGUGGCUGCAGGAGGAGCAGCAGGAGCCGCAGCAGCAGGAGGAGGAGCAGCAGGAGGAGGAGCAGCAGCAGGAAGUGCUGCAGUAGGGGGAGGAGCAGCAGUAACAGUAGUAGCAGCAGCUGGAACUACUGCCAAAGAAAUUGCAGAAGGAGAAACAGUAGUAGCAGCUCAAAGAGCAAUGACAAGUGUAAUGACGUUAGCAGCAGCAACUGCAGCCAGAAAUGCUGCUGAUGCAGGGAGAGUAACCACGUCAUGGAGAGUAGCAGCAGUAGCUGCAUUAGCAGCAGCAGCAACAGGAGCAGCUGUAACAUUAAUAUCAGCACUAAAUCUGUUCACAGGUCUAACUAACCUACCAACCCGUGUUCGUACCUGGGUCACUAUUUCAGACACAUUGGGGGGUGCACUGGAAAUGGACAAUGUGCUGGUGGAUCUCAACUGCUCUUUAGCACCGGGCAUUGUAUCAGCCGCUUUCCAGGAUCCAUUACACUCUCCUGUUCUCCUGCAUCUAAUUGCCCAUCCACCGAAUUAUCUGUGUCAGGUAAUGAAGCCACCCACUCAGCAGUACGCUCUGUUUCAGGAAGGUCUCUCCCCAGUGCAGAAUUCGGUGUCAAAGCUUCAUCUGACUGCUCCUGGCUGGUGUCUUGCUCACUACGCAGCGCUUACAGCACCUGACAUGAUCUCUGACAUCUCGCUCCAUGCCUACCCAAAAGAAUCUUUCCCUGGUCAAGUGAAGUGUUCUGGCCUGGCCCUGAUGACCAGCAUUGUCAUGUACUCCCUGCAGGACUUGUUGGACUCGGCCAUCGAACCCGCGGAGUUCUCCAUGCACCGUGCGGAUGGAGUGAAAGACCUCUCCGAUCUGAGGAUUGUGCUGCUGGGUAAAACUGGAUCAGGGAAGAGUGCAACUGGAAACACCAUCCUGGGAAAAACUGCAUUUAAUGUGAAAUGUUCUCUGAAGCCAGCUACAAAGGAAUGUGAGAAAGAAGAAACUAAGUUGGAUGGACAGAAUAUAUCCGUUAUUGACUGUCCAGGUCUAUUUGAGGAUACAGACUUUGCAAAAACACAGCAGCAUUUAACAGCGUGUAUGGAGAUGUCAGCUCCUGGUCCUCAUGUGUUCCUGCUGGUGAUGAAACUGGGAGUGAAAUUCACAGGGGAGGAGAAAAAUGUUGUGAAAUGGGUUCAGGAGAACUUUGGAGAAAAAGCCGAAUGUUUCACCAUCAUUCUGUUCACUCAUGCUGAUGUGCUGAGUGAUAAACCUGUAGAGAUGUAUAUCAGUAAAAGCAAUGAUCUAAAGCAGAUGAUUAAGACCUGUUGGGGCAGAUAUCACUCAUUCAACAAUGAGAACAGAAAUAAUCAAGAUCAGGUCAGAGAGCUGAUACAAAUGAUAAACACAAUGAUACAUUUUAAUGGAGAAACAUACUACACUAAUGAAAUGUUUAAAGAAGCCCAAGAAAAGAUGAAGAUGCCAAAAGAUGCUGGAAAGAAAAGACUAACAACAUCAGCGACAGAGAAACAGUGAGAUCAGAAGAAAUGUUUUAUAAUAAUCAGAUCUCUAAUUGUUUUAUAAUCGAUCAUAUAUAGAGACACAGCUAUGUCUACAUGUAGACUCUUUCAAGGAAAUAAAAUUACAUUUAUGAUUUUCAGUCAGCUAAUCAAGAAUAUUUCAAAGAGAUUUGUAUCAGAUCAUCGUCUAAUGCCAAAGGAAUUAUUUGUAUUGUGUAGCUUCAAAGUUUACUCAGCAGAUUUAUUCGAAAACACUCACAUGACUAAUAGGGCUACAACAGAAAUAAUAUAUAUCUUAUACACCCCCACCCCACCUUUUAUUCUCUUUUUGUACUUUAGAUCAUUUGUUUUCUUGUUUGUGUCUACAAAAUAGAAUAACAGAUACCCUCUUCACUAAUAGAAUCUUCUUCUAUUUUCUAACUGUACACUAUUUAAAUCUAUUAGUUAUUUUAUCACUAGUUUUGAAGUGUUAUAUAUUUUGUUGUUCCCUUCUAAAGAAAAUAAUAUGCAUUUCAAUGUCUCG